Molecule: messenger RNA, 141 nt
Organism: Haemonchus placei
Lineage: Eukaryota; Metazoa; Nematoda; Chromadorea; Rhabditida; Trichostrongylidae
Source: the annotation of a GenBank genome assembly
GUUCAAAUGUUCUACUCAGUAGAACUAUUGACUGGUCGUAAUGCGAAAUUUGGUUUAAUGUGGAGAGCUGCCACUUAUGGCUCUGCUAAGAGAUUGCAUCGCAGAGCUAUUGUGCAAAUUUCGGUAUCUGAUACCUGGUGA